Messenger RNA from Penicillium cosmopolitanum, 1461 nucleotides. RefSeq lists its product as uncharacterized. The record is from RefSeq and is a predicted model, not a curated record. The transcript has a single exon. The coding region runs from base 1 to 1461 and encodes 486 amino acids. Gene Ontology annotation, biological process: dephosphorylation. NCBI's taxonomy places the organism in Eukaryota, Fungi, Ascomycota, Eurotiomycetes, Eurotiales, Aspergillaceae. Gene Ontology annotation, molecular function: phosphatase activity.
AUGUCUCCGCUCAUGACACUAACUAUUGUGGCAUUCCUGCUCCUUGCAGACCUGAACAACGCAGAACGGGUCCUGGGAGCGUACGUCUUCCAGCGCCAUGGAGACCGGACCGCAAAAGCCUGGCCACCGACCAAGUUGACCGGUCUCAGGUACAGUCAGGAGUAUAUGACUGGGACCUUUUUUCACGACCGCUAUAUCUCGGCAAAUUCCUCUUACCAGAUUGAUGGGAUCAGUACCGACAUCGUCAACUUGGCCCAGGUCACUGCGAGCGCGCCGCAAGAUAAUGUGAUCGAUAACUCCGGAGAGGGAUUCCUACAAGGUCUUUACCCUCCCAUCGGUUCAAUUUCCAUGGAGACACUGCGCAAUGGAUCGAUAAUCGAGGUUCCGUUGAAUGGCUACCAGCUAAUCCCGUUGUCAGACGUGCAAUCUGGCAGCGGGAGUGAGGACAACACGUGGUUGCAGAGCACUUCCUCCUGUAGCAAGGCCCAAGUGAGCAGCAGUGACUAUUCCAACUCGAAAUCCUACGAAAGCCUGCUCUUAACCACGCGUGGGCUCUACCAGUCUCUCGAGCCGUUGGUGAAUGAGACAUUCAGUCCCAGUGAGCUGAGCUACAAGAAUGCAUAUACUAUAUGGGAUUUACUCCACGUGGCUCUGAUACACAACUCCACCGCAAAUUUCCCUUCAUCAACCAUUCUCACCGAUUCGGUCAUGCAAGAGCUGCUUGUUCUCGCGAAUCAGCACGAGUUCAACCUAGCAUACAAUACUUCUGACCCCAUCCGUGCUAUUGCAGGUAUGACACUGGCAGGCGAAGUUCUGACAGCUCUGAACGAAACAAUUACAUCUGGCGGUAAAUCCAAGCUGAAUAUCCAGUUUGGUGCGUACGCCUCUUUCCUGUCAUACUUCGGUCUGGCUGAGCUCUCAAAUGUCAAUGUCAAUUUUACCGGCAUUCCUGACUAUGCUUCAUCCAUGGCGUGGGAGCUUGUGACAGAUGACGAAGGGACCGAGAUUCCCGCCACUUCAGACAUUAGAGUGCGUUUUGUGUUCCACAAUGGAACUGGCAUCGAGGGCUCGACACAGCUGCAAGCUUAUGCACUCUUUGGCCAAUCGACGGUGGAGCUCCCGUGGGCGCAAUUUGUGGACGGGACAAAGAAGAUUGCCAUUCAAUCACAGGAGGAAUGGUGCAAAGCGUGUGGAAAUAGCACUGGAAUCUGCGCCUCGAGCUCUGGUGCCGGUGAUAUUUCGCCGUCUAAUUCCUCAGCUGGUUGUCCCUCGGGCGGAGGAAUGAGCUUGGGAGUGGCGGGUGUCAUUGGGGCACUGGUAGCUCUAGGUGUUCUUGUUGGGCUACUAAUCUUGAGCAUGAUGGUCUUUGGCCUGCGAUUUGGACCCAAGAGCGCGCUCGCUGGUAUCCAUCGAGGAUCGGACGUUUCUACAGCUUCCGUGAUGAAGACGACUGUGGUGUAG